Molecule: messenger RNA, 1902 nt
Organism: Danio rerio (zebrafish)
Lineage: Eukaryota; Metazoa; Chordata; Actinopteri; Cypriniformes; Danionidae
Product: KIAA0040 ortholog
Source: RefSeq, marked validated
GCAGUGUGUCAGGCGAAAGAGCUGCGAGCAGACAGAGGCUCUUUCUUAUAGAGUUUAGCCCAGGAAAAAGACUCAGAAACAGAGCGACUCGACUCCUCCUCUCCCUCUCACUCUCUCUUACACACACACAGGCUCCAGGUACAGCAGUGAGUGUGUCCUGCGUGACAUCCAUGCUGAACAGCAGAUUGCGUGGCUGAAACCAGGGUUAUGUGAUGCCCGCAGAGACGUCUGGACUGACCCUGAUCAGAGCCGAAAUGCCCUCAUUCCAUCACAUCUGCGAGAGUCAGCGCAGCAGAGACUAAAAUAGAGUUGGAUUCUCCAGAGGGUCUGAAGCUGAGAGGAAUCCACCCAGCAUAAACACGACCCACCAUCCUCAAUCCUCACCAGAUAUCAAUCGUCAGAAGUCCAAGAGAAACGGUUUACGAGCGAUGCUUUGUUGUCAGAGCCCAAAGGCAAGGCGUUUCAUGAGAUGAACACUGUAGUUUGGGAUUAAAGCAAUAACCGUGCGUACAUGAGGAUCCAUCAUACUACAACCAACUUGUGUGAUAUUUCUUCAAGAUGGGACCUUCUGUGAUGUCAGGAAACAUUCAACAGGCCUGAAUUACACUUAAACCGGACACUUUCUUGAUCCUCAGAUAAUAAUCUAUGCUAAUUACUGCUUUAAUCAGAUCUACGGUGGCUUUACAUCUUAGAACGCAUUGGAUUUGAUCUGGGAAGAACUCCCGCUCAACCAUGAAGGAGGCGAUCCUGCAGUUUCUGAAUGAUGUAUGGAGCGUGGCUUCGGUCAAGCAUGAGCAGGGUGUCUACAACACGGUUUGUCUUGUUGUUCUUCUGACUCUGCCGCUGGUUGUGCUCUUCACAUCCGUGCUGGUCUGCUGUCACUGUUGUUGCUGUCGUAAUGCUGGAGGAUGCCGCUGCUGUGGACAGAAGGGUGAGACCUCGGUCACAAAUGUGAAAUCUGAAAAGAAGAAGAAAAAGAAAAACGGCGGCCAGAACAGCGAGGACUUGUGGAUCUCUGUCAAAGCAGAUCCCAUGAGUAGUGACAGACUGGCACUCACUAUGGUGUAACGUGUUGAGCAGUUUUCUAUUUAUUUAUCCUUGUGGUACAAGUAAAGGUACAAAUGUGGGUUUACUGAAAUGUGCCUGAAUGUAAUAACUGUAGAGAGACGAAGUUCUGAAGUGAAUGAAUGCGUGGGAAUAUGCUGUAUGAUGUGUGUUUGGUCAAUGAAAGGUUUUCACAGUCCAUGUUUGGUAAAAAGAAAUACAUAUACAGUAUGUGCAAUACAUAAGGCCUUUAUUGCUGGCGUUUAACACAUCAUGACUAAACAAAGGUGGCCAGUUUGAUCAUGUAAAAACCAUGCCUUAGACUUAUGGUUUCGGUUUGACUGGUUGACAAUAGGGCUUGGCGAUUUGGCCUUAAAUCAAAAUCUUGAUUAAUUGAACAUGUUUAACUCGAUUACAAUUAAUGAGCAAUUAUUUUUGGCUAUAAAUUUUUUUUUUCGCCCUCUCCGCAUGACCUACACUCGUCAAUGCUACCAAGCUGACCAAACGAAGAGCUUGCGCUAUACGUUGUCGUGACAUGUAGUUAAACGCGGCGUCAGUCACGUGAGGGGUACGCGCAGAAUUGCCACACAUGGUAGGGAUAAUAAUUUUAAAAAUUGUCCUUUAAAAAUUUGAUUGAUUAUAAGUUGUGUAUGUCGUUUUCAAUUACUUUUCGAUUAAUCGUCCAGCCCUAUUUGACAAUGAAAUUGGCCCUUUUGUUCAUGUGACCACAUCUGUUCAUUAACAGUUUUCCAUUUAUUUAUGGUUGUGAAUUGCAUGAUGGGACCUUUAUCUCUGCUAUGUCAACUUUUGAUGUUGAAAAUUCAACUCUACAGUUUAACAAAGGGACUUUCCCAGCAG